AGAGGAUAGCUUUGUUAUGCAAAAAAACACCUCAGACAGAUAUGCACACAGACUUCAGACGAUACACAACAUAAGUGUCCACUAGGUGGGGACGUAGGGUUGGGACUCUCCUCACUUCAGUGCGUGCAGCCGCAAGAGCAGUGCUCAUCACCUCCGUUUGGACAGGGGAGGGAGAUAAUGGUUUAGAGAGCACAUUGACUCCUAGAUACGGUUCCACGGCCUUCACUGGUAACAGUCCCGCCCAGGCUGGGAUAGGGAGAAAGAGGGUUUCCAUAGCAACGGCAGCAUUCCACAUAUCUUCUGAGGGGGGUGUUUUCACUUCAACCUCACAGGCUUCAAGGGCACCAGAUUAAGAUAAGAAUUGUUUUGGGUACAGACAGAGAUAAUUUCCUCUCUGCCUUAGAGUUCUGUUGGUCUUCAACCCCUCCAGGUCCAAUAAUGGCGUAGUCAAUCUAUUCCAAUCCGUGCUGAUCCGUCAACUCUCUCCUUGAUUGAAUCCACCUUCUGUACCAGAGCCUGAAUCUCAGCCAAAGUUCCAAGUUUACGACUCAUCUUGACAUUUAUACGAGUCUGUGAGUUUACAGCACGAUGCAUUCCAUCCCUGAGCUCCGGGAUUAAGCCAAUAUUCCUCGAAAACUCGUUAAUUUUCCGGUAUGCCAGGUAACCGCUCUGGCUAAACAGCAGGAAUCCCGACACUAAAACAACGAAUAUCCAGACAUCUUCAGAAUCCUCUACAGACAGUUGAGACAGGCAGAUCAGGUUCCACUGUUUCCAGGAGUCCAUGAUAUACCCAGCUGGCUCUGUCCCAGAGGGACAUCUGGGAGCCCCUUCUAUCGUUGUCAUCGUUAAAAAAAUUUGUCAGUCGCGUUGAGAGACCAGCUGACCAGAUCCAUGUUUAAUAAUUUCCAGUUUCCAGAAAAAAUGCAGAAAGCGCAGUGCACAGGCAGACAGGACAGAGAGCCUUGGGAGGAGGGAGGGAGGGAGAGGAGCAAAAAGUGUCUGUACUCCCCAAGAGCCGGAAUAUAUAGAAAACUUUUUUCUGAUUGGCUUAAUGAAUUGACCUGUAUUGGAAUGUUUAUUAUUUGAAGUGCCUGGAGACGACUCUUGUCGUGAUUUUGCGCUAUAUAAAUAAACUUGAAUUGAACUGACAGUCGGCUGCAACCACUUCAACUUUAGGACAAACUACCAGAGUCUAAAAAGAAAAACACCAUUUAAAACCAUGGCCAGCAAAAGACAUUUGGACCCAGUAAAGGGUGAUUGGUGUUUAGCGCUAUCUUGUUUUCUACCAGAUCUGCUCGAGUGCCAGAUCGCCUGCCAAUGACAUCACACUACAUGAUUGGCUGAAGGCAGGACCUACUAAAGUUACGAUACCACAUUCGUAAAAGUUACAUUAGCACUUUGACAUUGAAGAUUUUGAUCGGUCCAAACAAAUUUGCGGUUGUAGUCCUGUAGUCCAAAAACAAACACUUUUCGGACAAAAAAUGGGGCAAAAUUAAAUUAAAAAAACUUUGUUGAACAAAUAGCAAGCAACAUUUUUAAUGAAUGAAUGGAUUUAUUUACAUAAGAACUUACGAAAUAUACAGAGCAAUCUCAAAUUUAUACAAACGGACAUGGCUGCUAAUUAUGUAAAUUAAUUUAAAAAAUGUCACGUUUAACACCUGUUGUGCUUUUUGACAGUGUGAUGUUGGUUUUAUAUAGUUUAUCAUUCUUUAAAAACGAAGACAAUACGGUGUUUUAAUACCCAAUUUCAGUUAAAAAGAAAUAAUUUAGGCCGUAAGACACUAGAAUGUAUAACAAAACUGCUAAACUCUUUCCAAAACGUAAGUGUAAAAACCGAGUGGAUUUGCCGUUGUGUGACAUCAUCGGCAGGCACAGGACCCCAAGGCGGUCUGGCACCCGAGCAGAUCUGGUACCUACACCGGCAUCACGGGUUUCUGGUUCCGGAAGACGUGUCUCAGGGAAGAUACCCGAGGGGAGGGGUGGCUGGCAGGCAGAUGGCAAGGGACCGAGUAUCUGGGACACAUUUUGUCAUGAAAAAGGAAAUGUGUUUGGGGACCAAACUGGAGAUGUGGCCUGUAACAGCUAUGAGCUGUGGGAGAAAGACCUGGAGUGUAUCCAGCAGCUUGGUCUGACCCACUAUCGCCUGUCCGUCUCAUGGGCUCGCCUCCUGCCCGAUGGGAUGACACAACAUGUCAAUCAGAGAGGUGUACAGUACUAUAACAGAGUGAUCAAUGACCUCCUGGCCUGUAAUGUAUCACCAAUGGUCACAUUGUACCACUUUGACCUGCCCCAAGCGCUUCAUGAUCUGGGGGGUUGGAAGUCACCGGAGAUAGCAACUCUUUUUGACAACUAUGCCAAGUUUUGCUUCCAAACAUUUGGCGAUCGCGUCAAGUUCUGGAUCACAAUCAAUGAGCCUCAUAUAUGUGCCAAAUUAGGCUAUGAAGAUGGUAUCCAUGCACCAGGGUUGAAAGAAAAAGGCACUACUGCCUACCUGGUGGGGCACAACAUGCUGCGAGCUCAUGCCAAGGCAUGGCACAGCUACAACUCAGAAUACAGAGCCAAGCAGAAGGGUGCGGUCUCUCUGGCCUUCAACAGCGACUGGUUUGAGCCACUGGAUCCGAGCUGUAGUGCGGACAUCACUGCUACCGAACGGGAGUUUGCAUUCACACUUGGGUGGUUUGCUUGGCCUGUAUUUGUUACUGGAGAUUAUCCUGAAACAAUGAGAUUUGCCAUUAAUUCUCAGAGCCAGAAGCUGGGUUUUGAUGGCACUUCAAGACUUCCCACGUUCUCAGACGAUGACCCGUCCAUUUUAGGAACAGCUGAUUUCUUUGCACUUAACUAUUAUACAGCUCGGAAAGUCAAAGCAGGAGGAGGUGUUGAUCAGACAUUGAGUAUGAAGAGUGAUCUCGAUGCAAAGGAGGUUUUGGAUCCAUCCUGGCCCAUUUGUGGCGCACCCUGGCUGGCAGUAGUGCCCCAUGGCUUGAGGAAACUCCUGAGAUAUAUAAAGGACACCUUCCACAACCCAAUGGUGUACAUUACAGAGAAUGGCUUCUCUCAGAUGGGCCCUGUUCAGAUUGAGGAUUGGGAGCGUUGGGAGUUUUACAGUAGCACCAUCUCGGAAGUGGCUAAAGCCAUACAGGAAGACGGGGUCAAUGUCCGUGGAUAUUUUGCUUGGUCACUCAUGGACAACUUUGAAUGGGCUGAUGGAUUCAGCGUUCGCUUUGGGCUUUUCCAUGUGGACCUCUCUGAUGCCGAACUGAGUCGAACCAUGUAUCGAUCUGGACGGGAAUAUGCACGGAUCAUAUCAAAAUAUAAAACAUCUGGUCAAGCCAAAUGAUAGGAGGACAUGAUGGGAGUUGGAGCCAUCAUGUGGGCUGCAAAGGAAACCAUUUCAAAAUACUAUUGGACAUGAAUCAGUUUUAGGAUGGCAAAUUAAAAGCUUAGUGAUUACACCCUAAUGAAUCAGUGUUUAAUCAAAUCACAAGUCACAAAGUACUAAAACGAGGUUCUGAUUUUGAAUCUGAAUAAUCAGCCUUUAUAAAUUAGGAUAUUUCUGUUUCCUAAAAUUGGCUUUUUAAUCUUGAAGAUUAAAAAAAGUUUAAGUUAGUUUGACAUACAGAUACAGAGAUGAGUCUAGAUUUAAAGGCCAGAACAUGGCAUCGUUAUGUGGGUAUUUAGAGCUGGCUGGAACAUUUUCAGUAAAGAAAAUGGCUUAAAACCAAACCAGUCACUUCUCUGUCGCACUCAUAAGAGACACAAUACUUAGGGCAGCAGUAGCUCAACAGGUUAAGCGGGUUGUCCAGUAAUCGGAAGGUUGCAGGUUCAAUCCGGGCUCCGACAGAGAAUUCUGCUGUUGUGUCCUUGGGCAAGACACUUAACCCACCUUGUCUGCUGGUGGUGGCGCCUGUGCUCGGCAGCCUCACCUCUGUCAGUGCGCCCCAGGGCAGCUGUGGCUACAUCGUAGCACAUCACCACCAGUGUGUGAAUGUGUGUGUGAAUGGAUGAAUGAUACACUGUAGUGUAAAGCGCUUUGGAGUCCUUACUCUGAGAGGUGCUAUACAAGUGCGGGUCAUUUAUCAUUUAGUAGUAAAUUUAAAGUGUGACAAUAACAAAAUUAAGGGCGUAAAAGUCAUCAUCGGAAGGAGCCUGAAAUGUAAUUUUCACAUCAUUCUUGUUACAAACUGCUUGUUGAUUAAACAAAUACAAAUAUUCAGAGUAUUUGAGGUGAUCAGGUACAUUUCUGAUCAGGUACUCUUCUAAUAAGAAAACAGCCUCAUCAUAGACUGUUGAUGUUUCCAGGAUUAGAGCCCCAGAUGAUGGUUCUGCUUGUGGGGCUAUACUCCCACCUUGUGGUUCACUUAAGAAAUACAACUGGCUGAAGUUUGACUCCUCACAAUAUGGUGAUCUAUAUGAAAUGUAUCCUAAAGCAGUACACACGUGGGCAGCUAUCUAAAUGCCAUACAUCACAUAUGUAACAAUUGAUAUUUAUGCUUCAACAUGAAGGAAACUGUCAUCUAUACCCUGUGUUGGGGAGAGACAGUUGUUUGCAUUAAUAAGCACGCCGCUGUAUCGUGACACCCAGUCGGCUGUGCGUACUGUUUUGAGCAGAUGUGAAUAAUACCCCCAUGCCCCUCGUCCAUCUUAUGUCAGGAUGAGUGAGAAUCUUCUUUGUCUUGUGAUGAAUACAGCAGCCACUGUGGAAGCAUGAGUGAUGCCACUUCUGCUCGCAUCACAACUUUGUUUGAUCUCAAAGUUGAGUCCCAUUUUUAUGAACUUUACCUUCUAUCUGUUGCUCUGAGCCACAUAGACACAAUACAAAGGCUUUCUCACAGUGGGCCCACCAAGAGAGGACCUGGGGGCUGUUGAGUGGCAAAAAAGACCAGUGUCUCCAAGAGCAUGGAUUACUGAACCAGAACCAAAGGAUGAUUCAUUAAAUGAAGGAAAGCUGUUUUAGCAGUACUGGCCUUUUUUUGUGUGUGCAAAUUUUUGCUAAAAUGAAAUAAAAAUCUUUUGGACUUUGCAUUCUG
Nothobranchius furzeri (turquoise killifish) is the source of this 5027-nucleotide messenger RNA. It is a transcript of the gene gba3, whose product is annotated as glucosidase, beta, acid 3. Lineage: Eukaryota; Metazoa; Chordata; Actinopteri; Cyprinodontiformes; Nothobranchiidae. Gene Ontology annotation, molecular function: beta-galactosidase activity; beta-glucosidase activity; glycosylceramidase activity. Gene Ontology annotation, cellular component: cytosol. Gene Ontology annotation, biological process: carbohydrate metabolic process; glycosylceramide catabolic process. The record is from RefSeq and is a predicted model, not a curated record.